ACUGAUCAAUUUUCCAUACAUGGAUUCUUCAUAUUUCCAAUACCCAUACUCUCAAUUCUCUCCCCAAUCAUCUUCUUCCUUGGUUUCUCAAGAAACAUUCAGCCAAUCCCUUCCUUUCAAUGAAAACGACUCUGAGGAGAUGCUUCUCCUGGGAGUUCUAAACCAAGCAGCCCCUGAAAGCUAUCAACGGAGCCCUAGAGGCAACGAAGUGAGCUCGAAAGCGAUCAACGAAGAGAAAAUUUCGUAUAGAGGAGUUCGAAAGAGGCCAUGGGGGAAAUACGCAGCUGAAAUAAGGGAUUCGACGAGGAAAGGUGCGAGGGUUUGGCUAGGAACCUUUGAUACCGGCGAGGCUGCUGCUUUAGCCUACGAUCGAGCUGCAUUGGCGAUGCGAGGUUCCAUGGCUAUACUUAAUUUCCCCAUGGACAAAGUGUAUCGAUCACUCGAAGAAAUGAACUAUGGAUUCGAAGAAGGGUGUUCGCCAGUUUUGGCAAUGAAGAAAAGGCACUCCUUGAAGAACAAAAGAGGGGUGGUGAAGAAGGUAAAGAAAGAAAAUAGGGUGGUUUUUGAGGAUUUAGGAGCUGAUUACUUGGAACAACUUCUUACUAUAUCUGAUAAGCCUUACUCUUUUUGGUAAUUUGGGUUUCUGAAAUCAAUUAUCAUUGUUUUAUUGUAGUAUCUGUA
This is a messenger RNA of Hibiscus syriacus, 681 nucleotides long. RefSeq names its product ethylene-responsive transcription factor 1B-like. Gene Ontology annotation, molecular function: DNA binding; DNA-binding transcription factor activity. NCBI's taxonomy places the organism in Eukaryota, Viridiplantae, Streptophyta, Magnoliopsida, Malvales, Malvaceae. Gene Ontology annotation, biological process: regulation of DNA-templated transcription; ethylene-activated signaling pathway. The transcript has a single exon. Bases 20 to 634 code for a protein of 204 amino acids. The record is from RefSeq and is a predicted model, not a curated record.